Messenger RNA from Leptonychotes weddellii (Weddell seal), 5324 nucleotides. Lineage: Eukaryota; Metazoa; Chordata; Mammalia; Carnivora; Phocidae. The record is from RefSeq and is a predicted model, not a curated record.
AACCAACUGAGCCACCCAGGCGCCCAAUUUUUAUAACAUUUCUAAGAAUGUGUCCUACAAAGCAGGUAAAUGGAGGGUAGUCCAUUCUUGAAUUCAUGCCCUGAAUACGUAAUUACUCCAGAUUCCUUCAGACCUAACAGAGUCGGUCAUGGACAAGUGAUGCUUCAUUCUAUCUGCGAGUUAUCAAAAGCUAAAAUGCUCUUUAUUCAUGUUCGCAGUCAUUUCUAGACUAUCUGCCAGGCACAGACAGGUAAACAGUAAGUAUAUAACAGAGGUAUAUGUUCAAGGUACAGUAGAGAGUAUUUUUGCCAGGUACAGGAGGUGAUAGAGAUUUUGGGGUAUCUCAAGGGAUCCCUGAGGAGAUUUUAAAGGAUAAAUAAGUGUUUGUAUUUGGACAAAGAAGCUUCAAAUAGCUCGGUAUCAUUUGGACAUAAGGUGUAUGUAGAAGAUGAGAUAGCAGGAAAUCAAAUUACUCUGAUAGGUCCAUGAUGAAAGAAGAUAUAUGUCAUGCUAAAGAGCUUAGAGUUUGACCCAUCAACAGUUUUCAUGGCAAUUAAGCAAUAUGACAGUGAAUAUAGAGGAUGUUGGUUUGGAGAAUAACAAGACUGGUGUGAGAGACAAAGGAGAAGUAUCUUGCAUUAGUAGAGCAGAAAAUGAAAGGCCUAAAACAGAUAGUGGCAAUGGGAAGGAAAGUAAGAGGACAGAUUCAGGGAGAGUGAAAUGUAGAUAGACAGGCCUUUAGGAACAGUGAAGAGCAGGGGAAUUUUUGUGGUUUCUGGCUUUGUUAGUUUAUUUGGGGAUGUAUCAUAGGAGACAGAAAUAGGUUGAAUUUUAACUCUCUAUAGAGCAUACACAUGUGCAUGCCUAUUUAAGUCUAAAACUUGGUAUGUUUUAGACUUAAAACUUGGUAUGGACUGUCAGGGCCACAGAUGAGGGUUUAGAUAUAAUCAUCAUCUGGAAUGUGAGCUAGUAUGAAGGUUGGGACCAGAUCUUACUUGUUACUUACUAUACCUUCUGCAUCUAGCACAUAGGAAGACUCAGUACAUUUUUGCUAAGUAGUUAAAACAUUGGAAUUUGAGGAAAUUGCUUUAGAGUAAGGGCUGAAGAUGGAAGAACUAACCCCAGUGGAAAUUUGAAUAGGUUUGUAGGCCUCGAGAAGGAGGAGUGAUAAUUAGGAGAGCUGGGCUAAUCCCCCUUAGUAGGCAAAUGGUAACUGAGGAGAGCUUCAACCACAGUGGGAGUAUGAGUCCUAGGUAGGGUAUAUGGAGCCAAAUAUAGAAGCAGAUCAUAGCCAACUAGACAGUGUGAGAUGGAGUCUAAUCCAAAGGAGGAGAGCUAAGCAAAGAGGAAAUGCCAGUAUGAAACCACUGGGACAGAGUUUGAAGGGGUGUCUUUGUGGACAGUGGUUCAGAGUGGAAAUGGGGAGUCAAACCUUCAGCACAAUCUGAGAGGUUGGUUAAUUCAGUUUCUUCCACAUAAGGUGUAGGUAUCCUGAGGAUUCUUAAAGAGGCAGCUUUGGAGCAAACAGAGGUAGGAAUCAAGAGCAAAGAAGGAGGGAAGUCUCUUCAGGAAUGAAGUAAGAAUGAAUGAAGGUAUAGAUAUUUACAGAUAGGAGUAAUAAAGUAGGUGGGGAUGACUUUCCUUCUGUGUUUUAGGCAAGACAAGGAUGAGGUUAGGUUAUUCUAAUGCAAAAAAAUGUUUACUUUGUCUUCUAGGCUUGUGAGAAGGUUGGCAUGCAGAUCCCUCGAUUCUGUUAUCAUGAAAGAUUGUCUGUUGCUGGAAACUGCAGGAUGUGCCUGGUUGAAAUUGAGAAAGCUCCUAAGGUUGUAGCUGCUUGUGCCAUGCCAGUAAUGAAAGGUUGGAAUAUCCUGACAAACUCAGAGAAAUCUAAGAAAGCCAGAGAAGGUGUGAUGGAGUUCUUGUUAGCAAAUCACCCACUGGACUGUCCUAUUUGUGACCAGGGAGGUGAAUGUGAUCUGCAGGACCAGUCCAUGAUGUUCGGAAGUGAUAGGAGCCGAUUUUUAGAGGGGAAACGUGCUGUGGAGGACAAGAAUAUUGGGCCAUUGGUAAAGACCAUCAUGACUAGAUGUAUACAAUGUACUCGCUGCAUCAGGUUUGCAAGUGAGAUUGCAGGAGUAGAUGAUUUGGGAACAACAGGCAGAGGAAAUGAUAUGCAAGUUGGCACGUACAUUGAAAAGAUGUUCAUGUCUGAACUGUCUGGAAAUGUCAUUGAUAUCUGCCCUGUAGGUGCCCUGACCUCUAAGCCCUAUGCUUUUACUGCCCGCCCUUGGGAAACAAGAAAGACAGAAUCCAUUGAUGUCAUGGAUGCGGUUGGAAGUAAUAUUGUGGUAAGCACAAGAACAGGAGAGGUGAUGAGGAUUUUACCAAGGAUGCAUGAGGACAUCAAUGAAGAGUGGAUCUCUGAUAAAACCAGAUUUGCCUAUGAUGGGCUAAAACGUCAAAGACUUACCGAGCCGAUGGUCAGAAAUGAAAAGGGGCUUUUAACCUAUACCUCCUGGGAGGAUGCACUCUCUCGUGUAGCUGGAAUGUUGCAGAGUUUUCAAGGCAAUGAUGUGGCAGCAAUUGCAGGUGGCUUGGUGGAUGCCGAAGCCCUAAUAGCUCUCAAAGAUUUGCUUAAUAGAGUGGACUCUGACACCUUGUGCACGGAAGAGGUCUUCCCCACUACAGGAGCUGGCACAGAUUUGCGUUCCAGUUAUCUUCUUAAUACUACAAUUGCUGGUGUGGAAGAGGCAGAUGUUGUCCUUCUGGUUGGUACAAAUCCACGUUUUGAGGCACCACUAUUUAAUGCUAGAAUUCGAAAGAGCUGGCUUCACAAUGACUUAAAAGUGGCCCUUAUUGGCAGCCCAGUGGAUCUCACUUAUAGAUAUGACCAUCUGGGAGAUUCUCCCAAAAUUCUUCAAGACAUUGCUUUCGGUAGCCAUCCAUUCAGCCAGGUAUUACAUGAAGCUAAAAAACCAAUGGUGGUUGUAGGCAGUUCUGCACUCCAGAGAAGUGAUGGGGCAGCAAUUCUUGAAGCUAUUUCCAACAUUGCUCAAAAGAUUCAGAUGAGUAGUGGUGUUACUGGUGAUUGGAAAGUUAUGAAUAUCCUUCAUAGGUAUGUUGGUUGUCCUUUCCAUCUUUUCGCAGGACAUCAUGGUGACGUUGGCGCUCCUAUAGCUGAUGUUAUUCUCCCAGGCGCUGCUUACACAGAGAAAUCUGCUACUUAUGUCAAUACUGAGGGCCGAGCUCAGCAGACUAAAGUAGCAGUGACACCUCCUGGCUUGGCAAGAGAAGACUGGAAAAUUCUAAGAGCCCUCUCUGAGAUUGCAGGUAUGACUCUUCCAUAUGAUACUCUGGAUCAAGUAAGGAACAGAUUGGAAGAAGUCUCUCCUAAUCUUGUCCGAUAUGAUGAUGUCGAAGGAGCCAAUUAUUUCCAGCAAGCAAAUGAGCUCUCUAAGCUAGUGAACCAACAGCUUCUUGCUGAUCCACUUGUUCCACCUCAGCUAACAAUAAAAGACUUCUACAUGACAGACUCAAUUAGCAGAGCUUCACAGACAAUGGCCAAAUGUGUAAAAGCUGUCACGGAGGGUGCCCAGGCAGUAGAGGAACCAUCCAUAUGCUGAAACUUCUACUAGGAACCCCAUUUUGUUACAAAUAAUUAAUGGACAGUUAUGUUGGAAUGAUCUCCUACAGGUUUAUUCUUUAAAAAAUAAUCUGAAUGAUGUAAUAUUUAAGGUCGUACCUUGCUUAUUUGAAAAUGAUACUGCAAUUAUCAGUGAACUUUGAGGUUUCAAAGACAUUUAUGUAUUGUGUGUAAACGUUAAAUUGUUUAAUAAACAAUGUAUACAGAUGCUUUUUCACAUAAAAGUAUUGGCAAUCUUUGUGACACAUACAAAGAAAAUUCUUAAAAUACGAGUUUUUGUUCAUUUUCAUUGAUCAUUUAUGUUUGUAAAAUGUAUGAAAUAAGAGCUUCCAUUAGGACCCACUGGUAGUUUCUAGCACUCAAGGAAAGAUUUGAGCAUUCUGUCAAGCUGGGUAAAUAGAAAAAAUAUGUGUAACAUAAUCACACAUCAGAUGCGUAUCUUGGACAACUAUAAAUAAUAAUAAUCAUAAUAAUGAUAGAUAAUGAUUAUUUAGCUUUUUCUGUGUGCUAAGCACUCUGGUUUUACAUGCAUUAUCUUGUUUUGUCCUUGCCACAACUCUGAGGUAGUGUUACCUCAUUUUAUAGAUGAAGAAACUGAAGCCUAGGGAUAUUUGGUAGCUUGCCCAAGGUCACAGAAAAAUAGUCAAGGACUCCAGCCUAGUUCUCUCUGACUCCAAAGCUCAUUGUUCUUACCUGCUAUACAUAAUUCCCUCCCAUUAAUACAGAUCUUAUAGGUUGUUACUUCUAAGAAUUAGCAUUGAGAAUCUUAAUGGAUAGUACAUUUUUCUGUUUUCUCUUGAAUCUGUUUAUAGAUCAUGGUGAUUUAUAUGACAUUUUUCUUUGUAUAAGAGAUUACACACACAUGCAUCACUGGAGUGAUGGAGUUAAGGGAUGUAAUUUAGGUCUUUGUUGAUGUUCCAUAUUCAUUAUAUUAACCAUCUGCACUUUUAAGUCAACUAAACUAUUCCAAUAAUAGAAGACAAAGCUAAAAGCUUUCAUAAUUUUCAGUUGUCAAAACAAAAAGGAGGUAAAAUUUUAUAAUUGAUCUAGGAGAUAAUUUAAAGCCAUAUUAAAUGUUUUUCAGAAUCUAUGGUCAGAAUCCUUUUGUUGUGUAAUCCUUAUUCCUGCUUUCACUAAAGACUUAGCCCAAUUAUAGGAUGCGAUAUUCCUGAUACAACAAUAAGAUUUUUUAAAUAGUAGUAUGUCAUCGAUACUUUAUCUUCAAAAAGAUAAAUUAUACAGAAUUUGUCACCUGUAACAGUUUUUUCCGAACUGUUUAUUUUUUCAUUAGCAAUACAUUAUGAAGUGUAUUUUGCUUAAAGUACUUAAAAUUCUAAGUUGCCUGAAAUUGUACAAAUUCUUGCUGAAAGUCUUUGAAUUCAGUACAAACUUUCUGUCCUCCUCUACUUUCUUUAUCCCUUAGCACUGUAGCUGACCUCAAGGGGGCAUAUGCUUCCAGUUUUGUAUUCUACACAGUACUUUUCAGUGAACAUGUGUAGACUUCAUAGGCCUGUUGGUGAGGGAAUAUUGUGUUCAAAUGGAGAAGAGGUGGUGUACAACCACGAUGGUCCAGAAUCCUUGGGCUGCCAUCUAGGCAACAUGUGUUGAACUUAUAAUUUUAUAAAGAAUACCUUGUCUGGGGUAAGUAGUGCUCAAUAAAAUUGGCUGGUUUUUACAUGAA